Armigeres subalbatus is the source of this 1736-nucleotide messenger RNA. RefSeq names its product transcription factor grauzone-like. Bases 53 to 1522 code for a protein of 489 amino acids. Gene Ontology annotation, molecular function: zinc ion binding; DNA-binding transcription factor activity, RNA polymerase II-specific; RNA polymerase II cis-regulatory region sequence-specific DNA binding. NCBI's taxonomy places the organism in Eukaryota, Metazoa, Arthropoda, Insecta, Diptera, Culicidae. Gene Ontology annotation, cellular component: nucleus. The record is from RefSeq and is a predicted model, not a curated record. Gene Ontology annotation, biological process: regulation of DNA-templated transcription. The transcript is spliced from 2 exons.
UUGGAGUCACUUUGUAAUUCUGUUUAGAAAUUCUUGGACUAUUAUUUAGAUCAUGGAUAAUUCAAGUUGUUUUAUGUGUGGCCAAAAUACAGAAGAAUUUCAAAUAACAUCUGGCACUGAAGUAAAUUAUAAUCAGAAUAUUUAUUACAUUAUUUGCCAACAUUUCUGGUUCGAGGAAGCCGAAUUGCAGGCCGCACUAAUCUGUAAAAUAUGCUGGCUAAAGGUGGAUCAAUUCCAUUGUUUCUAUCAACAUGUAAAGCAUCAUCGUGAGAGUUUGUUGGAAGCAAUAUCAAACUCGAUUUUCAUCAAACAGGAAGAAGUCGAGAUAGACGAAGAACUGCUAAAAGAGCAAAACCACAUUGACUUGGCACCGAAGGUAGAGGAUCUACAAGAUCGGUUGCAUUGUGAAACCGAUACUGCUGCCAUCAUUGAUGAACGUAAUCAGCUGCAGCCUAAGUCAAAUUCGCUUAUUCACAAAGCCAAGAAAAAACCUAAAGUCAAGAGAAAUCCCAAGUCGAUCACUCAUCUGAGCGUAACGCCGGAGCAACAAGCGGAGGACGAGUUUAUCAAACAGCACAGACCUUACGUAUGCGAGGAGUGCAAUGAGGAAUUUAAUAGUUAUUGUGCUAUCCGUCGCCAUACAAUAGAUGCUCACGAUAAGCGGUACAUUAUGUGCUGCGAACAUCAAUACCGGACGCGAUCCAUGCUAUAUCAGCACGUCCAGAACAUAUUCAAUCCAGAGGCAAUCAAGUGUGAAAUUUGUAGCAGAACGUUCAAAUUUCAAAGUGGGUACAUCCGUCACAAAGAGGAAAUUCAUCCAGAACAGCACCAGUUGAUAUUUAAGUGCCGGUAUUGCUCCAAAAGCUUUCCAAAACAAAAGCUGCUGAAGCGCCAUUUGGCUGAACAUGAAACGCUUGAAAAGCAGAAAGCCAAAUGCGAUAUCUGCGGUAAGUGCUUUCGAACGCAAGUUAUUUUGAAGAACCACAUUAGAGCUGUCCAUCAGGUAUCGAGAGAUUUUAUCUGUGAAAUCUGCUCGAGAGGGUUCUUCCGUCGGGCAAUGCUGAUGAUGCAUCGGAAACUACACGACCUUACCGACGAGCAAAUGAAGAAACAGUGCCCGGUGUGCAACAAGUGGUUGAAGAACCACCGAUACUGGUUGACGCACGUGAGGCGCCACAAAGACGAAGGGGACUACAAAUGUGAGCAGUGCGGGCAUGUGUCGAUCAAUUUGAUGGCUCUCAAGGCGCAUAUCAGGUACAAACAUGCACCGGAUAAGAAGCGACAUGUGUGUGAGCUGUGCGGCAAGGAGUACUCGCGGGCAACGACAUUGAAAGAACACGUGGCCAAUGCCCACACGGGAGAGCCAUUGUACAAGUGCCAGUUUUGCGAGCGGAAAUUCUUCUCGAACGCCACUAUGCACUCGCACCGGAAGAAGGACCAUCCGCAGGAAUGGUUGCAGGAUAAGAUGGCCAAGUACGCCAGGAAGGAGGAUACAGGCGAAGGUGAUAGCGUAACGGAAUAGAGGCGUUUAUGUUUUUCAAAUUUCCAUCGAUUAUGGAGAAAAAGUGAUCAAUUAACAAAACUAACUAAUUACAAAUGAAGUGCACGCUAUUUUUUAAAUAGUUUUUAGAAUUUGCACUGAUAGGGCAGGAUGAUUGUCCAUUAUCCCUUGGACAGAAUGUAAAGAAUAUAUCAAUGAAAUGUCAUCAACAUCAAAUAAAAAAAUUAAUAUAAAA